UCUGCAGCGCGGCGGGUGCCGGGGCCGGAGAUGGCGGCGGCGCAGAGGGUGGUGGCGGAGCUGAGGGAGGCGUGCGCGACGCCGGCGACGCGGCUAGCGGAGGUGGCGGCGGCGAUGGCCGGCGAGAUGGAGGGCGGGCUGGCGGUGGAGGGCGGCGGCACGAUGAAGAUGAUCGUCUCGUACGUCGAUAGCCUCCCCAACGGGGGCGAGGAGGGGUUGUUCUACGCGCUCGACCUCGGCGGCACAAACUUCCGCGUCCUCCGCGUGCGGCUCGCCGGCGGCGAGAAGGAGCGGGUCGCCGAGCGCGUGGUGAGGCGGGGGGUCAUGAUCCCACCUGGCCUCAUGUCCGGCGACGGCGCCACCUCGGAGCGGCUCUUCGGCUUCAUCGCGUCCGCGCUAGCGGAGUUCGUCGCCGAGGAAGAAGGUGGCCUCGGCAGCGGCGCCGGCGGCGGCUGCAGGAGGGAGCUGGGGUUCACCUUCUCCUUCCCCGUGCACCAGACGUCCAUCGCGUCGGGGACGCUCAUCCGGUGGACGAAGGCGUUCGCCGUCGACGACGCCGUCGGCGAGGACGUCGUGGCGGCGCUGCAGGUGGCCAUGUCGAGGCGGGGCCUCGACAUGCGCGUGGCCGCGCUCAUCAACGACACCGUCGGGACGCUCGCCGCGGGCAGCUACUACGACGAGGACGUCGUCGCUGCCGUCAUCCUCGGCACCGGCACCAACGCCGCCUACGUCGAGGACGCCGCCGCGAUCGCCAAGCUACCCACCGGGCCAUCAAGCACCAUGGUGAUCAACACCGAGUGGGGCAGCUUCGCCGCGCCGUGCCUUCCACUGACGGAGUUCGACGAGGCGCUCGACGCGGAGAGCCUCAACCCCGGCGAGCAAACCUUCGAGAAGCUCAUCUCCGGGAUGUACCUCGGCGAGAUCGUCAGGAGGGUCCUCCUCAAGAUCUCCUCCCGUUGCUCCUCCCUCCUCGGCGGCGACGGCGAGCUCGCCACACCGUUCGUCCUCACGACGCCCGACGUCUCCGCGAUGCACCACGACGAGACGCCCGACCUGAGCGUCGUCGGCGAGACGCUGUCGCACAGGGUGGGCAUCAGCGGCACGUCGCUGGAGACGAGGAGGGUGGUCGUCGAGGUCUGCGACGUGGUCGCCACGAGGGCCGCCCGGCUGGCCGCGGCGGGGAUCGUCGGGAUCCUGAGGAAGGUCGGGAGGUGCGUCGUGCCCGGCGACGGCCGGAGGUCGGUCGUCGCCGUCGACGGCGGGCUGUUCGAGCACUACGGCAAGUUCCGGCGGUGCAUGGAGAGCGCGGUGAGGGAGCUGGUCGGCGAGGAGGCGGCGGAGAGGGUGUUCGUCAAGCUCGCCAGCGACGGGUCCGGGCUCGGCGCCGCCCUGGUCGCAGCGGCUCACUCGCAGUCGCGGACCCUCAACUGAUGCGACCAGUGCAGUUUCCAGUGUAAUUUGAUAUGGUCUAAUUUAGAACUCAAGUGAAAAUUGUGUGAACUUCAAACAAAGCUUGAAUGAUCUGGUUUCAAUUUGCAAGAAUAAAUUUGAA
Molecule: messenger RNA, 1552 nt
Organism: Oryza brachyantha (malo sina)
Lineage: Eukaryota; Viridiplantae; Streptophyta; Magnoliopsida; Poales; Poaceae
Product: hexokinase-1-like
Exons: 1
Coding region: 31-1431 (466 amino acids)
Biological process (GO): glycolytic process; glucose 6-phosphate metabolic process; intracellular glucose homeostasis
Cellular component (GO): mitochondrion; cytosol
Molecular function (GO): ATP binding; fructokinase activity; D-glucose binding
Source: RefSeq, a predicted model, not a curated record